AUGACUCGGCCCCUGGAGCAGGCAAUAGCUGCCAUCGUGUGCACCUUCCAGGAGUAUGCGGGGCGCUGCGGGGACAAGUACAAGCUCUGCCAGUCGGAGCUUAAGGAGCUGCUGCAGAAGGAGUUGCCCAACUGCACCCCGACUGAGUUUCGGGAGUGUGACUACAAUAAAUUCAUGAGCCUUCUGGACACCAACAAGGACUGCGAGGUGGACUUUGCCGAGUACGUGCGCGCGCUUGCCUGCCUCUGCCAAUACUGCCACGAGUACUUCAAGGGCUGCCCUCCAGAGCCCCCCUGCUCCGAGUAG
This is a messenger RNA of Dipodomys spectabilis (banner-tailed kangaroo rat), 306 nucleotides long. RefSeq names its product S100 calcium binding protein A3 (gene S100a3). Lineage: Eukaryota; Metazoa; Chordata; Mammalia; Rodentia; Heteromyidae. The coding region runs from base 1 to 306 and encodes 101 amino acids. The record is from RefSeq and is a predicted model, not a curated record. The transcript has 2 exons. Gene Ontology annotation, cellular component: cytoplasm. Gene Ontology annotation, molecular function: calcium ion binding; transition metal ion binding.